CAAGGAUUUAUCACGAGUGGUUGUACACAGUUGCACCCUCUAGCUUUUACUCGCAAUAUAAACCAACAGAAAUAAGGAUCGCCAAUAAUUGUGUUUAUCAUCAGUUCUCACCUAGUUGCUGAAAUUUACGAUUUUCAAGUUUUAUCCGAGAAAAACGACUCCAAUAGGUAUUUACAUCACAGAUAUGUCCAUAUCAUAUAUUUCGAUUUCUAAAGACGCUCCAGAUAUUGAGAAUAUUUUAGCUCUAAAUCCGAAGAUUCGCCGUCAUGCCAGCCUUCUUCCGAGUAGUGAAACAAAAGAAAACAAGAAACUUUGGAAACGAAACCAGGAGAAAUACUGCAUUUCCUGUAAACCUCUUGAGAAGAACUUCGAUGACAUUAAACACACCACACUGAGUGAAAGAGUUGCAUUGAAGGAAGCAGCGAGGUGCUUGAAAUGUGCAGACGCCCCCUGUCAGAAGAGUUGCCCGACUCAACUCGACGUUAAAAGCUUUAUUAGCAGCAUUUCCACAAAGAAUUACUACGGAGCAGCGAAAGCCAUAUUCUCUGACAACCCCUUGGGUUUAACCUGUGGGAUGGUCUGCCCGACUAGUGACCUCUGUGUUGGUGGCUGUAACUUGUACGCUUCAGAGGAGGGACCAAUAAACAUAAGCGGACUACAGCAAUUCGCAACUGAGAUUUUUAAAUCUAUGAAGAUUCCUCAGAUUCGUCCACCAGAAACUCCUUCUGUAGAAGAACUUCCCGAAAGUUACCAUGCCCAGAUAGCUCUAGUUGGUUGUGGACCGGCUAGUAUCAGCUGUGCUACUUUUCUUGCACGAUUAGGGUACUCUAACCUCACUGUACUUGAGAAGGAAGAAUACUUCGGUGGUUUGAGCUCUUCAGAAAUUCCUCAGUAUCGUCUUCCAUAUGAAGUAGUGAACUUUGAAGUAGAUUUGAUGAAGGACCUUGGAGUCAAGAUUGAAUACGGCAAAGCAUUAGGACGAGACUUCACUUUGAAGCAACUGAAGAACGAAGGAUACAAAGCCGUGUUCGUUGGAAUAGGAUUACCACAACCAAAAAUAAUCCCUAUCUUCGAAGGACUAACUGAAGGAGAUGGCUUCUAUACCUCUAAAGAGUUUCUUCCACUCGUUGCUAAAGCUAGUAAACCUGGGAUGUGCCAAUGUAAGUCAGUCCUUCCCGUACUUUAUGGUAACGUGAUAGUCCUCGGAGCUGGAGACACUGCUUUCGACUGUGCUACUUCAGCUCUCAGAUGUGGAGCAAAGCGAGUUUUUGUGGUCUUCAGAAAAGGUUUCACCAACAUCCGGGCAGUUCCUGAAGAGAUGGAGCUGGCUAAAGAAGAGAAGUGCGAGUUCAUACCGUUCCUCUCUCCAAGUAAAGUUAUAAAAGGGAGUCGUAUUACAGCAAUGGAAUUUCACAGGACUGUACAGAUAGAAGACGGACAGUGGAUAGUAGAUGAAGACCAGCUGGUAAAGCUGAAGGCAGACUUUAUUAUCUCUGCUUUUGGUUCUUCGCUUCAAGAUCCCAAAGUUAUCCAAGCCUUGGAGCCUGUGAAAUUCACUAAGUUUGGGUUACCCGAGAUUGAUAGGAAGACAAUGCAGAGUAAUGAAAAAUGGGUGUUCUUUGGAGGAGACUUGGCUGGAGUAGCAGAAACUACUGUGGAAUCAGUGAAUGAUGGAAAGACUGCGGCUUGGUACAUUCAUGAAUUUCUCCAGAGGCUUCAUGGAUUGCCAGUGCCGAAGGAACAAUACUUACCCCAAUUCUAUACUCCUAUUGAUAUGGUGGAUAUCAGUGUUGAGAUGUGUGGUCUUAAAUUCAAAAAUCCUUUUGGUCUUGCCAGUGCUCCACCAACAACCAGCAGUCCCAUGAUUCGUAGGGCAUUUGAAGAAGGAUGGGCAUUUGCCCUAACAAAAACGUUUGCUUUGGAUAAGGAUAUGAUAACAAAUGUAUCACCUCGUAUUGUUCGAGGCACUACCUCUGGGAAUAACUACGGGCCAGGUCAAGGGUCGUUUCUCAACAUAGAACUAAUCAGUGAAAAGACUGCGGCGUAUUGGUGUCAGAGCAUCAAGGAACUGAAAGCUGAUUUUCCGGAUUGCAUCGUGAUAGCUAGCAUCAUGUGCACCUUCAACAAGGAGGACUGGACAGAAUUAGCAAAAAUGGCUGAGAAAGCUGGAGCGGAUGCUUUGGAACUGAAUCUGUCCUGCCCCCACGGAAUGGGAGAGAAAGGGAUGGGCUUAGCUUGUGGACAGAGUCCUGAGUUGGUUCACAAUAUUUGUUCGUGGGUGCGAGAAGCUGUAAAACUUCCGUUUUUCGCCAAAUUGACACCUAACGUCACUGACAUUGUUUCCAUCGCAACAGCUGCUUAUAAUGGAAGAGCGGAUGGAGUGACGGUCACAAAUACAGUGUCAGGGCUUAUGGGAAUAAGAGGAGAUAGUAGUGCCUGGCCAGCAGUGGGAAUAGAGAAGUAUUCUACAUAUGGAGGAGUUUCUGGAAACGCUAUCCGCCCCAUCGCACUUCGUGCCGUGUCAGCUAUCGCCAAGGCUUUACCAGGGUUCCCAAUCUUAGCGACAGGAGGAAUAGACUCUGCAGAGGCAGGCCUUCAGUUCUUGUAUAGUGGGGCUACAGUAUUACAAGUGUGUAGUGCUGUUCAGAACCAAGACUUCACCGUCAUCAACGACUACGUAACAGGUCUGAAGGCGAUUCUGUACUUAAAAAGUCUAGAAGCAACAAAAGAUUGGAACUUUCAGUCACCACCAACACCACGCCAUCAGAAGGGAAAACUUGUACCCGUUCUGCCAGACAUUACGUUCAAGCAAAUACCUUAUUUUGGGCACUACCUGAAACACAGAGAGGGUGUAUUAGCAGAAUACAAAAGAAGAAACGACCUACUUGAUGACAGACUCAAACCCUCACUUAAUAGACCAGCUAACCAACCUGCAAAGCCAAUACUACAAAUAAAAGACAUCAUUGGAACUGCUCUCCCUCGAAUUGGAACCUUUAGUGACCUCGAUACCAACAAGCAGGUGGUGGCUCUUGUUGACGAGGAAAUGUGCAUCAACUGUGGAAAAUGUUAUAUGACAUGCAACGACUCUGGAUAUCAAGCUAUAACCUUUGAUCCAGAGACUCACUUGCCUCGAGUAACCGAUGAUUGUACUGGUUGUACGCUAUGUGUAUCCGUGUGUCCCAUCAUUGAUUGUAUUAAGAUGGUGGAUCGAACAACACCUUAUCAACCAAAACGAGGAAUAUCUCUCAGUGGAUCAACUGAUUACUGUUCUAGUCACUUUCCUCUCCCAGCCCAAUAGCAGGGCGGGCAGAUAAUUUUUUAUUAGCAUUUUGAUAGUUAAUAUUGUUAAGAUAGAUCCCUAUCUUAAAAACGUAUAUAAAUUCGAUUUCAAUGAAGACAAAUGAUAUUUUAUUAAAAUAGUUACUUUUCUUAUUUUUAAAAUACUAUAAUUUUAUAAAGCAUAGUUCAAUGAAAGAGAUUAUAUGGUAUUGAGACAGUUAUUUCUUAUUUUUAAAAUAUUUGUUUAUAAAGUGUAUGUUUCAAUGAAGUAAAUUAGAUUUUACUAAGUAUAUCAUUUGAAGUGGAAAAUACAAGCAUGUUAAUUCUUAUUUAUAUUAGUAUGAUGAUAUAAGCACAAAAGCUACAUGGUAAUGAGUUAGGCGGAAGUAUUCAAAUCUAAUUGUUCUUAGAAUUACCGUAACUAAAUAUAUUUUAGUAAUAUACUUCAAAUUAUAUCAUUACAUAUAAAAUAGAUUCCAAAGCAAACUACUGAAAUUUCGUUUCAAAGUUCAAAUAUGAUUGUAUUAGUAGCGCCAUCUUGUAGGCGUACUUAAAAAUACAAACUAAUUUCUUUUUUUAUUUCUAAUGAUUUAAUAUUAUCUUGUUUGAUGAGCAAAAUGGCGAAAUAUUAGGUACUGUAAUUCUUGUGUGAAUAUUAUAUUUUUUGUGGAGUGGAAAGUAUAAAAAGAAUCAAACGGUGAAAAUUAAUAUGAAAUAUCAGCUGUGUUGCUGGCUUAGUUAAAAGCCAAUUGAUUUUUUGUUUCUUUUAGAGUAAAGCCAUGUUUAAUAUGUCCAUCACGAGGAAUCAAGUCCCGGAUUUUAGCGUUGUAAGUCCGUAAACCUACCGCUGUCCAACCGGGUAACGUUAGUUAAUAUUUCCAUUUAUCGUUAUCAAGCAAUAAUCUCAUUUUAUUAUAUCAGCUUGACGCUGCCUUACUGUAAUAAUAUGGAAUAUUCUACUGUAGAACUCACUUUGUUUUAAAGAAAUAAACCUGGUAAGUUGCAUACAUGUUAGUUCCUCAUAAUUAUCCUCUAAUAACAACCGCAAGUGAUAAAAAGUAAUAGAAAUGUAUGUUUAAUGUAUAUGAAGACCCUGAUGCCGGGUUUCGAUACCCGUGGUGGGCAGAGCACAGAUAGCCCUUGUGUAGCUUUGUGUGUAAUUACAAACAAACAAGACCCCGACGAAGGAAAUAUGUUGAGCAUGUCAUCUUACAAGUGUUGAACCAUUUCCUGGACAAAUGAGUUUAUUAUUGUAUGAAAAUAUAUUGAAUAUAAAAUCAGCCAACCAAACUUGUUGGUUUGAAUUUCGCGCAAAGAUACGCACACAAGGGCUGUCUGCCUUAUCCAUCCCCAAUUUAACAGUGAAAGACUAG
This is a messenger RNA of Limulus polyphemus (Atlantic horseshoe crab), 4652 nucleotides long. It is a transcript of the gene su(r), whose product is annotated as dihydropyrimidine dehydrogenase [NADP(+)]-like. Bases 185 to 3298 code for a protein of 1037 amino acids. Gene Ontology annotation, cellular component: cytoplasm; cytosol. Gene Ontology annotation, biological process: thymine catabolic process; uracil catabolic process. The transcript is spliced from 22 exons. The record is from RefSeq and is a predicted model, not a curated record. Gene Ontology annotation, molecular function: dihydropyrimidine dehydrogenase (NADP+) activity; iron-sulfur cluster binding; NADP binding. Lineage: Eukaryota; Metazoa; Arthropoda; Merostomata; Xiphosura; Limulidae.